This is a messenger RNA of Phaeoacremonium minimum UCRPA7, 354 nucleotides long. RefSeq lists its product as hypothetical. The coding region runs from base 1 to 354 and encodes 117 amino acids. The transcript has 2 exons. NCBI's taxonomy places the organism in Eukaryota, Fungi, Ascomycota, Sordariomycetes, Togniniales, Togniniaceae. The record is from RefSeq and is a predicted model, not a curated record.
AUGCCGACUCUGACAAGCUCCUGUCCCGCCGUAGCAGGGCUGUCCUGGGACCGCUAUAUCACCUCCGCCUGCGUCGGCCGCACCAUGUUCUGCGACCUUGAACGCUGCGCAGGCAUCCAGUAUCUCGACAGCUUUAGGGCUGUCUGUGGUGAAGUCAACAUCUUCUUCGCCAACCCCAUCAUCCCAUACUACUCUAGGACUGCACACGUCUGUCACAAUGACAUCAGAGGAACCAGGAACCCUAACGUCUCUGGCUGGCUCGAGUUCCGACCAAACCACAGCCUUUACCUCGACUAUGACGGUGACACCGUCAAGUUCACCAACCUCAAACUUCUCGUCGAAGAUAAAAAAUAA